This is a messenger RNA of Caenorhabditis elegans, 517 nucleotides long. RefSeq names its product AMP-binding_C domain-containing protein (gene C33C12.7). Lineage: Eukaryota; Metazoa; Nematoda; Chromadorea; Rhabditida; Rhabditidae. Bases 135 to 485 code for a protein of 116 amino acids. The transcript has 5 exons. The record is from RefSeq and is marked reviewed.
UAUCAAAAUGAACACCAUCGUCUGCCUGGUUGGAGUUUUCCUUCUGGUUUCCGCUCCAUGUGCGUAUUCGAAGAAGAUGGCGAAUACUGACCUUCUUGAAAAAGCCAACGAAAUUUUUCAAAAAGAGUUUAAGGAUGGUGUUCGACGAGAAGUUGGUGCAUAUUGCAAUGGAGACUGCAUGUGGUAAGCCUCCCAAAGAUAUGGGCAUCAUCACUCUUGGGGAUGGAUAUGAAGCCUCGGAAAACAUUGCGGCACAUCAUGACCGAGUAGCUUGUAUUGAGAAAAUAUGCGAGAGCAAGAAAGCUACAACUAGCAUCUUGUGUGUUGUUGCCGCAUCAAAAGCUCCUGAGAAAGCCGCCGAAAAAUCGGACGAGAAGUUAGAUUACAAAAAGGACGACGAAAAGAAAAGUGACACAACUGCUGGAGCCCAAAAAAUCAUUGGAUUUUCCCUUGUCGUGCUCAUUCUGGGAGUCUUGAACUAUUAGGCAUUGUAUUGAAUGAAGAUGUUUUUUGAAAU